Molecule: messenger RNA, 2178 nt
Organism: Nelumbo nucifera (sacred lotus)
Lineage: Eukaryota; Viridiplantae; Streptophyta; Magnoliopsida; Proteales; Nelumbonaceae
Product: RNA methyltransferase family protein
Biological process (GO): RNA processing
Molecular function (GO): RNA methyltransferase activity
Source: RefSeq, a predicted model, not a curated record
UCCAGGCUCCAAGCCUCCAACUUUGUACCACCUCCCCUUGGAUACAGAGUAUGGCAACAAUUCACUACUGCGGCUUUCGUCGCCUGAACACGCGGCCAUGGCUUCUGACAGUCUCUUCUUCUUCUUCUUCUUCUUCUUCCCCGUCACUCGCUCCUUUUGCUUCUCAUUAUCUACAUUCCUCUUCGCUUGACGAGUCAGAAGGUCAGCAAUCUCCUCCUCUUCCUACCACGACCACUACUUCUACUACUACAAGAAAACCGCCACAUCAGUCUCAACCGUUCUUUCCAAAGCGAGGUCAGACGCUGGAGCUGGUCUGCGAAUCUCUAGCCUUCAAAGGCAGGGGCGUAUGCAAAGUCGCUGACACAGGCUUCGUCCUAAUGUGCGAUCGAGCUCUCCCCGGCGAACGCUUUAUCGGCCGCGUUACCCGCAAAAAGGAUAACUACGCUGAGGUACAAAAGAUAGAGACGAUUUCUCCACAUUGGGACUUUGUUACUGCUCCAUGCGAGUACGCUUCAGAUUGUGGAGGUUGUAAAACACAGAACCUAUUGUAUGAAGCUCAGGUUAGAGCGAAAGAACAACAAGUUCACGAGUUGAUGAUACAUGUGGGCAAGUUUUCCGAUAAGGACCCAGAAUUUGCUGCCUUCAUGAAGCCUAUUGUUCCGUGCGAUAUUCAAUUUCAUUACCGAAAUAAGAUGGAGUUUUCAUUUAGUAGUCAAAAGUGGCUACCUAGAGAGGCACUUCAUGGGGAACGGGAUGGUUCAAAUGGUUAUGCAUUGGGGCUGCAUGCUCCAGGAUUUUUUGACAAGGUCCUCAAUGUUGAGAAGUGCUUAUUACAAAGUGAGUCUGCAAAUAAGGUUCUCCAAGUGGUUCAAGAUGGUUGGAGAGAUCCACAGCUAGGGCUUUCUCCAUAUGAUACUCAUACUCAUGCUGGAUUUCUGAAGCAUCUAAUGCUAAGAACCGGAAGAGAUGUAACAACUGGUCUACCAGAGCUGAUGGUUAAUUUUGUGACUUCAUCUUACAAGCCAGAGUUGCUGAAGGUUCUUGUUGAGAAGAUCUCAGCUAUUCCUGAAGUGGUAAGCAUCAUAAAUAAUGUGAAUAGAUCUAUCGGCAACACAUCUGCUGGGGAGGAAGAAUAUGUUUUAUAUGGUAAAUCUACCAUCACAGAGACCUUAAGGGGACUUACUUUUCAGAUCUCAGCGAACUCUUUCUUCCAGACAAACACACACCAGGCAGAGGUUCUAUAUAAGAUUAUAGAAGAUUGUGCUGCUAUAAGAGGAGAUGGCUCCGAAAUUGUACUUGACCUCUUUUGUGGAACUGGAACCAUUGGUCUGACACUUGCCAGAAGGGUCAAACAUGUUUAUGGCUAUGAAGUAGUCAGUCAAGCCAUUGCUGAUGCUCGUCGAAAUGCUGAGCAGAAUGGUAUACAUAAUGCUACAUUUGUCCAAGGGGAUCUCAAUAAAAUUGGUGACACUUUUGGUGAUGGGUUUCCUAAGCCUGACAUUGUCAUUUCAGAUCCUAACCGUCCUGGCAUGCAUAUGAAGUUGAUUAAAUUUCUAUUGAAGCUACGAGCACCACGCAUUAUUUAUGUUUCCUGCAAUCCUGCUACAUGUGCGCGUGACCUUGAUUACCUCUGCCAUGGUGUGGUGGAGCAGAAUAUAAAAGGUUGUUACAAGCUAAGAAGACUGCAGCCAGUAGACAUGUUCCCUCAUACACCUCAUAUUGAAUGUGUUUGCUUGCUAGAGCUUGUUUAACUCCUUGUUUUGAUCUUUCACUGCCCAGAUUGGCAACUUCCUUGUCUCUUAUUUCUGAAGCUUUUUUCUCUUUUUGCUAUCUUUGAUUGUUGUACAACAAUCAGUUUAUUAUCCUCCUUUACUUGUUAUGACUCUUAGCAGGAGAAUGUGGGUUUAGAAAAUGGUGAAGAAAGAAAAAAAUAAAAAAAACAAGGAAAAGUUAGGGGGGGAGGGGGUUCUGAGAGGACAUGGAGAGUGUUCUUUCUUUUGAGGAUUUCCAUACGAUUACAUCUACAAACGUAAUGAUUUGUACAGGGAACAUUUCCGAGUAGAAUUGUACAAGGAGUUAUUACCAACUUAUGUAGUUAUGCCUGCAAAAUGUAAUCUGUAAACAGCGUUGAUUAAGAAAGAAUGUCUCUGUACUAAGUAAAGAAAUCACAUUCUCUUA